This is a messenger RNA of Poecile atricapillus (Black-capped chickadee), 1680 nucleotides long. It is a transcript of the gene PPP1R3E, whose product is annotated as protein phosphatase 1 regulatory subunit 3E. Gene Ontology annotation, molecular function: glycogen binding; protein phosphatase 1 binding. Gene Ontology annotation, biological process: regulation of glycogen biosynthetic process. Gene Ontology annotation, cellular component: protein phosphatase type 1 complex. The transcript has a single exon. Bases 151 to 1110 code for a protein of 319 amino acids. The record is from RefSeq and is a predicted model, not a curated record. NCBI's taxonomy places the organism in Eukaryota, Metazoa, Chordata, Aves, Passeriformes, Paridae.
GCGACCUGGACAGCGCCGAGGGCAUCCCGCCGGGUCCGGGCGAGAGACUGAGCCCGCGGACCGGGCGCUAAAACCGCCUCGCCAUCCGACAGGAGGAGCCCCGGGUGCCGCGCCAGACGCCGGCACCGCCGCCGCUCCCGCCGGCAGCCCAUGGAUAAGGCGGGCUCGCUGCACAGCUCGGUGCCCGGGCCGCCGCCCCGGCUCUACCUGCCGCGCAACUUCAGCUGCAGCGCCUGCCUCUAUGGCAGCCUGGCCGAGCAGUGCAGGGCGAGCUGCAGCCCCGACGGCGACGCCGCGCCCACGCCCGUGGUGCGGGAAGCGGCGGGCGAGAAGCCGCAGCCGAGCCGCGGCCGGGAGCCCACGCUGCCCGCCGUGCCCCCCAGCCCCACGCAGCGCCGCCGCGCCAAGUCGCUGCCCACGCCCGGCGACCGCAGCCUGCGCCCCGCGCUGCAGCAGAGCCCGUCGCGCCGCAAGACCGUGCGGUUCGCCGACUCGCUGGGGCUGGAGCUCACCUCCGUGCACCUCUUCUGCGAGGCCGACCUGCCGCGGGUGCCGCUGCCCGCGCCGCCGACGCCGCGCCCCGCCGACCUCCUCAAGACCAGGAAGCCUCCGGCGCUGGGCGACCUGGAGCCGGUGCUGUUCGGGCCGCCGCCGCCGCUGCUGGAGCCGCUGUUCCCGCCGCAGCCCGGCGCCAGCCCCGGCUUCACGGAGCGGGUGCGGCAGCACAAGGUGAGGCUGGAGUGGGUGCGGGCAGAGCCGGCGGGGCUGCGCGGGGCCGUGCGCGUCCUCAACCUCGCCUACGAGAAGGUCGUGUCGGUGCGCUACACGCUCAAUGGCUGGGCCAGCUGCGCCGAGGCUGCCGCCACGUACCAGCCGCCCGGGCCGGCCGACGGCAUCACCGACCGCUUCGCCUUCCUGCUGCCCCUGGGCGCCGCCGCCGCCGCCGCCGAGACCACGCUGGAGUUCGCCGUCCGCUACCGCGUCGCCGGCUCCGAGUACUGGGACAACAAUGAGGGCAAGAACUACCGGCUGCGGGGCCGGCAGCGCUUCCCGGCCGCCGCAGGGCCCCCGCAGGACCCCGACAGCUCUGCCUGGAUCCACUUCAUCUGAAACGGGGCAGCGCGGAGCCCGCGCAGGGUCGGGCGGGCCCCUCCCGGGGGGCUCGGUGCCCUCCCCGCGAGCCGCCCGGAGGAGUUUUCCCGAGUUUUGUUUACAGAGGGGUAAUUUGUGUUUUCUCUGUCACUAACGGGGCCGUGGGGAACCCCGACUCGCAUCCCGGGCGCUCACGGGGUGUGGGCAGGGAGGCCUGGCCUGGGUUUCCCCUCAGUGUCCCGAGCACUGGAUUCCACCAAAGCAGCGGCUGCCGGCCGGGCUCCGGGGCCAGGGGCCGGGAAUGUGCGGGAUCUGCCGGUCAGGAGCGGGACCUGCAGGUGAGAGCACAUCCUCCCGGCCCCGGAGGUCAGGCUGAGCUGCUGCCACCUCAGCAGGUUACACGGAGGGCACUGCCACAGGGCACCACUCCGUCCUGUUUGCCUAAUCCUGCUCAAGCAAAGCCCGGCGAGGGCUGGAUCCCCCUCAGCGCCUCCCUGACCCACUCGUGUUAAUUGUCCCGCGGGGUCAAGGGCCUGGUAGAGCAGGCUAAGGGCCCUUGACCCUUUCAUUAGUUUUGAACCCAAAAAG